Messenger RNA from Morus notabilis, 2151 nucleotides. Its product is annotated as sodium-dependent phosphate transport protein 1, chloroplastic. The record is from RefSeq and is a predicted model, not a curated record. Gene Ontology annotation, biological process: transmembrane transport. Gene Ontology annotation, molecular function: transmembrane transporter activity. The transcript has 10 exons. The coding region runs from base 188 to 1747 and encodes 519 amino acids. Lineage: Eukaryota; Viridiplantae; Streptophyta; Magnoliopsida; Rosales; Moraceae.
UCUUUCCAUACAACUGCCACGUGUCCCAACCAGAACCAAUCCCCAUAAAUAUCCCUGCACUUUCCCCCUAUCAAAAUCUCCCUUUCACCAUUUUCUUCUCUAAACAAAAAUCUCCGUGUCGUUCAACGCCAUUUGCCAAAGCCCAAGUGGUGCUCAUCUUUCCAACUUUCAUGCUCUUCUCCGCGCCAUGAACGCCCGGGCGGCUCUCCUCUUCUCCUUCUCUCCGAAGCCCGACAUUUCGCCGCCCAGAAAAGUUCUCGCCUCCGGUUCCACACACCAGACCCCGUUCCGGUUCCGGUUUCAGUACCCCCAGUCCGAACGACACGGCUUUUUCAGUGUCGUUUCGAGGAGGAGAGUUUGGAAAGUGUGGGCCGAUGUGAAGUCGAAGCGUUACGAGGUCCCCGACUCGGUCCCGAAAUCAUCGGUGAAGUUCGAGGAUGCCUGCGACGACGUCGAUAGUGGGAAGGAGGAGUCGGAGCUCGUGGGCCCCUGGUGGGAAGUUUUUCCUAAGCGUUGGGUCAUCGUCGUUUUGUGCUUCUCGGCUUUCCUUCUUUGCAACAUGGAUAGAGUGAAUAUGAGCAUUGCCAUACUUCCAAUGUCAUCAGAGUACAAUUGGAAUCCGGCGACUGUUGGUUUGAUACAGUCUUCAUUUUUCUGGGGGUAUCUCCUCACUCAGAUUGCUGGUGGGAUAUGGGCAGACACGGUGGGUGGUAAAAAGGUGCUGGGAUUUGGAGUUGUUUGGUGGUCUGUUGCUACAGUUCUCACUCCUGUUGCUGCUAAACUUGGGUUGCCCUUCCUGCUUGUGGUUCGUGCUUUCAUGGGAAUUGGAGAGGGUGUUGCUAUGCCAGCAAUGAAUAACAUUCUGUCAAAAUGGGUUCCUGUAGCAGAGAGAAGUAGGUCGUUAGCUCUUGUUUACAGCGGGAUGUACCUUGGUUCGGUCACUGGUUUGGCCUUCUCACCACUUUUAAUACAUCAAUUCGGAUGGCCAUCAGUAUUUUACUCAUUUGGUUCUCUGGGGACGGUUUGGUUUACAGUAUGGCUAAAUCAGGCAUAUAGUUCUCCUCUUGAGGAUCCUCGACUGCGACCUGAGGAGAAGAAGCUAAUUCUUACAAAUAGUGUUUCCAAAGAACCUGUUAAAGUGAUUCCUUGGGGGCAAAUAUUGUCAAAGGCACCUGUAUGGGCACUUAUAGUAUCUCAUUUCUGUCACAAUUGGGGAACUUUUAUUCUUCUUACAUGGAUGCCUACAUACUAUCAUCAAGUUCUGAAGUUCAAUCUUACCGAAUCUGGGCUUUUUUGUGUUUUGCCCUGGCUUACAAUGGCAUUCUCUGCAAACCUUGGAGGGUGGAUUGCAGAUACCCUAGUGAGCAAAGGUGUAUCUGUCACAACUGUACGCAAGAUCAUGCAAACAAUUGGAUUUCUUGGCCCUGCUUUCUUCCUGACUCAGUUGAGCCAUGUUGAUUCUCCGGCAAUGGCUGUAUUGUGUAUGGCAUGCAGUCAGGGAACUGAUGCAUUCUCACAGUCUGGUCUAUAUUCAAACCAUCAAGAUAUUGCUCCACGAUAUUCUGGAGUAUUGCUUGGUCUAUCCAACACUGCUGGAGUUCUUGCUGGUGUCUUCGGAACUGCUUCAACGGGAUACAUCCUGCAACAUGGUUCUUGGGACAACGUUUUCGAAGUCUCAGUUGGGCUCUAUUUGGUUGGAACUGUUGUCUGGAACCUAUUCUCAACCGGUGAAAAGAUCAUAGAUUGAUCAUUGAAUGCUUUAUUUUUAACACGUGGCUGUUCAUUCUGAGGCAAUCCUAGGAGUUAAAAAGUGAAAAUGGAGAGAAGGAAAAGAACAGAAAUUGUAAGAAAUUCAAGUGCACAGAAGAACUGCACACUCUUACUCCUAUUCAUGGGCGUGAAGAAUCUUGAGAUCAUUAUGACAUGGAACAUGGAAGUUGAAACUACAAAAGUUCAAAUUCUUGUCCACCUUCCAACACAGCAAGUUUGAUGGGUUAGUUGGACUUCCGUAGCUUUUCAACAAAGGAGAAACACAUGGUAAAUAGCCCCAACAGCUUGUAAAGUUAUACUUGAUUCUAUAACACAUCAAUUUUUUGUGAUUAUGUAAUUAUAUUCUUAGAUGUAUAAUACCAUUUUUUUUCUUCUCUUUUU